Molecule: messenger RNA, 4290 nt
Organism: Syngnathus acus (greater pipefish)
Lineage: Eukaryota; Metazoa; Chordata; Actinopteri; Syngnathiformes; Syngnathidae
Gene: amigo1
Product: adhesion molecule with Ig-like domain 1
Exons: 2
Coding region: 299-1789 (496 amino acids)
Biological process (GO): brain development
Molecular function (GO): protein binding
Source: RefSeq, a predicted model, not a curated record
GGCGAUGGCGUGUGCGCAUGCUCUGUGCAUCUUCAUCUUCCUCACCCUCAGUCUUGCGGUCGGACUUUCUUUUGGCGCAAACGCGUCACAAGCCACCACCGCAGCGGCACAAUAACAUUGGCGAGGUGAUCUCGUGAGAGGUGGGGACGCCAUCUGCAUGUUACGACAGCAGGCGCCGGGCUUCAAAGAUGAAGCCCCACUAAGCAAUGUCCCAGGCUUCUUCAGCGACUGUUUUCUGGAACUGAAAUCACAGCCCACCUCUUCGGUGUAGAAAUCAAUCUGCAGCCAGUCAGCCAGCAUGUCGCAGCCGCCCAGCAGAAAACGGCAGCUCAGGAACAACUGCUUGGACUGGGCCCUGUCCUUGGUCGUGUGCAUGGGCCUGCUAUGGCCUCCAGGGGGGGCAUCGGUGGCACCCUGCAUCUGCGCCUCCAACAUCCUAAGCUGCUCCAAGAUGAACCUGAGCAGCGUACCGAUGAGCCUGCCGCUUUACACGGCCGUCCUGGAUCUCAGCUAUAAUGACAUUGUGAGGCUGAAGUCGGAGUGGACCACGGUGAAGCUCCCGAAACUCCGCAACCUGCUAUUGAGCCACAACGGUAUGCUCUUCCUGUCUUCGGAAGCCUUUGUGAACGUGAAGCAUCUGCGCUAUCUGGACCUGUCCUCCAACAGCCUGCAGCAUAUGGACGAGUUUUUGUUUGAGCCGCUGGUCAACCUGGAGGUUCUCCUGUUGUACAACAACAAAAUCACCCAGAUUGAGCACUCAGCCUUCAUCACCACACUCAACCUCCAGAAGCUCUACCUAAGCCACAACCAAAUCUCCAGAUUCCCCGUGGAGCUCAUCAGGGAGAAGUCCCGUCUGGAGAAGCUCGACCUGCUGGACGUGUCGUCCAACAAGAUUAAAAAGCUUCCUCUGGAUGAGAUGGGGGCGCUGCCCGCCUGGUUAAAAAAUGGCCUCUAUUUCCACAACAACCCGCUGCCGUGCCACUGUGACCUCUACACGUUGGUCGCCCACUGGGACCUCCGCAAGCUCAACUCCGUGGUGGACUUCAGAGAUGACUUCACUUGCAUCCUGCCGGGCUCGCAGAAGAAGCAAGUGGAUGUGUUUAGCUUGAGUGGCGACAGCAUGAACUGCAGUACCUUCAAGGAGGCAGAAGAGGAAGCCUUUCUGGAGCAGACGCUGAUCCUGGGCUGCGACACCAAGCGUAGGAACAUGCUCAAGACCUGGAUGCUUCCCGGUCCCUCUGCGCUGAUUCCCGACGGAAACCAGACGGCCAAAGUCUUGUCGGACGGCAGCCUGCGAGUCAGUCCAAUCCGGUUAGAAGACUCUGGAACCUACACCUGCUUGGCUACCAGCGAGGCCUUCAACGAGACCAUCUAUGUGGUCCUGAAGGUGCACAACUUCACCAUGCACGGCAGUGGCGAUACCCUCAACACGGCGUACACUACCUUGGUGGGCUGCCUGGCCAGCGUGGUCCUGAUUCUGGUUUACCUCUACCUGACGCCGUGCCGCUGCUUCUGCUGCCCCGGCAAGGGCAAAGGCCGGGGUGACGACAGCAUCCGCUCAUCCGUGCUGAGCGUGACGCCCACCCACGGAGGCGACCCCUCAACGCUCAACAGGCAUGUGGUCUUCACAGACGCCAAGGAGGCGCGGGGCCAGAACGGAAAGCUGAACCCCAACGAGGACCAGGAUGACGAAGAGGCGGAAGCUCGCACGCUGAUGAAAGGAACCAGGAAGAAGUCCGUCGCGGAGUCCAUCAGCUCCGUUUUCUCAGACACGCCCAUGAUGGUCUGAGGGGGGGGCAAAGAUGAGGAGGAGGAGGAACAACACGCAGGAUUGUUUUUUUCCAGCAUUCUAAUGUGUAGCACUUAUUGAAUGACAUACUGUGAAGGAACAAGGAGUGGACGUCUCAGGAUGUUUUCCAGGUAACUGGACUCUUCAGUAGUUUAAACAACAACCCAAAGGUGAAUGGAGGCAACUGCUCUCUUCUGAGUUAUUGACCUUGAAGAGUCCAGUUGCCCUCCUUUUACUCAUGCGGAUGACCAUGAUGCUGAGGACCUACACUGAGACAUAGGUCAGGGUGUCAUGGAUGAUAUCAGGCCAAUAUUUGCAAUUGCUUCUCGCCUAGAACAUAUAGUAGCAUAGAUACAGUGUUCCCCUGAGUUCUACUGCAAAUAGCUAAAAUAUUUAAAAAAUCCAAGUAAUUCAAGAAUUUUUUUGUUAGACAAAUUACACACUUCACAUAGUCUGGUACUUGAGUCAAGUGGAAAAAAGGAAAGCGACAGUAGCAGAUGCACUUUUAGUCAUUUAUUGAAUAUUACAAAAAGUCAAACAUGCAAAACACUCAUAAGACACAUGAAGUUGACACUCACACAAAACAUUAAUUGGCCAAGCGGAGCUCUUUUAAGGCACAGUACAAUGCUAUGAAUUCUACCGUGUGUAUGACUUCACAAUUAUUUUCUGCACCAAGUUGCCACGAGAUGCUCUUUAACUUACUUCACCAUACUUCAAUAGCACCAAGAUGUCACGAGAUAGCACCGAACAAUACACUCACCGGACAGAUUUGGCCUGAGCACAAAAAAGCAAACAAUAGAGGAUUGCCCUGAAAAAUCCACAAAUAGAUAUAGAUAUGAGUGAGGAGAGAAUAUGUAGGGGAACACUAUGUUUUAAUCCAGUACGGGGGGGACGGACUGGCUGUCACCGACCUUGAGUCAUCCAGAGAGGCACUCGGUAAUAAAGGCUGGAUUUGCAUUGCACCCAUUCUCAUGUCUUGCUCUCAAGUGACCAUUAGAGUGUGCCAUGGCAGCCUUGAGAAAAAAGAAAAUGAAAUUGGAUAGCCUCAGACGGGGAAUUUGAUACAUGUGGGACAUCUGCCAAUGUACCACGUCAAUGCCAGCUUGACGUCCAAUCAAAUACGCAACAUCGCUGACAUAGGUAUGUCUGCAUGCCUACGUCUGCACAAAAACCUUGAAAAACAGCCACUGUAAAACAUGACAAAUUACGUUAAUACAUUACGUUAGAGGUGUACAGUAUAGCAGUGCUUCUCAACCAGUUAGUGUUCCAUGGUUAAGGUGUGCCGUGAGAAACUAUCAGAGUUCAUUCAAUUUUAUAACCAAUUAGUAUGUAUCUUUGUUCGUCUAUCUAUAACUGACUUAUACUGACAAACAGAGCGAAUACAUGAUCUUCUAUUUGACUGUAGGAAGUAUAUUAUUGAUAUACGUGGGCCUAUCCACUUUAAGUAACUUUUUUGUUUGGUGCGGUGUCGUGAGAUUUCUUUUAUUAACUUAAAAUAUGUGCCUUGGCUCAAUAAAGGUUGGGAAUCACUGCAGGAUUAGAUAUGAUGUAAAUAUGCUACAUUAAAGAUGUACAGAACGUUCAAUGUGGUCUCAAUAGCCACAUUAGCGCUUUGUAGAAUAUCAAAUAUGAUGCAAAUACAGUGGUGCCUUGAGAUACGAGUGACCCGACUGGAAUUUUGCAAGAUCCGAGCCAUCAUUUGAAGCCUUCGUACUUGCUACAAUCACACAAUGAUGCCUUCCGCUAGCACCGGAUGUAAACAUGAUAGACGAGCUAACGAAUUAGUCAUGAUGUUAAUCCUGUCAGCAGAGGAUAUUGGAACAAAACCGGUGUCUCAACACAUAUUGACAAACAAAAGAACACCCCGUGGGCUUGUUUUCAUUAGCCUCUGCGAAAAACGACAAACAUAGCUGUAGAGUCACGUCGAGUAGUUGUGAAAGUCUUCUUUGUCUUUUCAUGACUGGAUUCUCCUGGAAUGAAUUUGACUUAAGGCACCACUGUAUGCUAUAUUAGAGAUGUCAUAAGCAUUAAAUAAGAAAAAUAAAGUGUAGCCAUGUGGAAGUUCUCCUAAUUCAAAUCAGUGAAGAAGAAAAGUCAGCCCAGGACAACUAAAUACUGUUUCAUGUUUAGAUUUAUGUAUUAUUUACUUCCAUGUUGUCACUGCCUGGUGUUGACGCUUGUGUUAUUAAGUGCAAUUUGCAUGUUGUUUCAUGUGGAUAUAAACACAGUCAUGCAUCAUCACAUAGAAUACAUAUGGAAUAUGGACAGUGGGCGGGAAUUGGACCUGCAAUGUAAAUCCAGCCUACAUGGAUCCAUCAGAUAGUUGACAGAGACAAGUGUAGCAUCAAUAUAAGGUCAUGUAUAGCCAUAACAUAGCGGACCUAUCCUUUUGUAGUCAGGUAUAGAGUCAUUGUUCACACAUUCUACUCUGUAUAACUACGCUGUGUAAGCCUUAUGUGACAUAACCUCCAGCAAAUAAAUACAGUAUUGAAUGCAGGGAA